Molecule: messenger RNA, 1106 nt
Organism: Medicago truncatula (barrel medic)
Lineage: Eukaryota; Viridiplantae; Streptophyta; Magnoliopsida; Fabales; Fabaceae
Product: salicylic acid-binding protein 2
Exons: 3
Coding region: 125-970 (281 amino acids)
Biological process (GO): salicylic acid metabolic process; jasmonic acid metabolic process
Molecular function (GO): methyl salicylate esterase activity; methyl jasmonate esterase activity; methyl indole-3-acetate esterase activity
Source: RefSeq, a predicted model, not a curated record
UUCUUUAACCAAAAAAAAUGAAUGAAGAAUAAAAAAUAAGCCAAGAAGAAUAAUUCUCUUAGAACCUUCAUGUGCAUAUAUAUGUAUUGUGUGAAGGAAAAUAUAAAAGGCCAAAAUUUAUAAGAUGAUGAAAAGGGAGAUUCACUUUGUGCACAUUCUUUUGUUAUUAAUUCUUUGUCCUAUAAUUUGUGUUAAUAGUGCAAAUUUUGUGCUGAUUCAUGGUGGAAGCCAUGGUGCAUGGUGUUGGUAUAAGGUGGUAACUAUGCUUAAAUCAGCUGGUCAUAAUGUUACAACUAUUGAAUUGGCUGCUUCAGGUAUCAAUCCAAUACAAGUCCAAGAGAUUCAUUCAAUUUCAAAAUAUUAUGAACCCUUGAUGACAUUUAUGGAAUCUCUUCCUCCAAAUGAGAAGGUAAUUCUUGUUGGUCAUAGUCUGGGUGGGGUGUCUACAUCUGUUGCUAUGGAAAAGUUCCCACAAAAAAUCUCAGUUGCAGUUUUUGUUACUGCUUAUGUGCUUAGUCAAAACCUCUCAUACCCAGUUGUUCUUCAAGAGCAAGCUAGAAGGCUUAGUUCUUUAAUGGACACAAAGUUUUUCUUCUUUGAUGGACCCAACAAACCUGCAACUGCUAGAUUGGUUGGACCAAAAUUCAUGGCAUCCAAGAUGUAUCAAUUAUCACCAUCUGAGGAUUUGACCCUUGCAUUGUCCCUAGUGAGACCUGUACCAAUUUAUAAAGAUGUUGAACUAUUGUUGAAGGAAACAACAGUUACCAAUGAUAGAAAUGGAAGAGUACCUAAAUUUUUUAUCAUAAGCAAAAGUGAUAAUUUGAUAACAGAGGAUUUUCAAAUGUGGAUGAUUAAGAGAAGUGGUCCAUUUGAGAAGGUGGAAGUGAUAGAGGAUUCUGAUCACAUGGUCAUGUUGUCUAAACCAAAGAAGCUUAGUUCCACCCUUCUAAAGAUUGUACAAAAGUAUUAAUCCUUAAUUUUAAUGUAAUAGUAUAUGGUAUUUGUGCAUAUCACGUCCCAAAAACAAAAGAAUAGGGGCUGGACUUAUAUUUCAAUUAUGAAUAAAUGGAGUUAUCUGUUGUUUUUACUUCAUUCUUUUGUUUCAA